GCGCCGUAAGAAUUCCCGCGGAGUCUUGGCGGGAGAGACAUGAGAACCAUGGACGUCGUGGAAACGCGCGUUUUUCUGCCACUCGCAAUUCUAAUAAUCAGCCGUUGCCACGCUCUUCUGGACAGUCUUCUGGAAGACAACAUCUCAGUUUCCUCCUGUGAUUUCGAAACACCUUGCCUAUGGACUUUGUCAAAUCACAGCAACCAAAGUGACUGGUCGCUGGUGUCUGCGCGGCGACUGGAGAGCACACAGCAGGCAGGUUUCAAGCCUGAGGCGGACCACUCAGAGGGGAGCGCUGAUGGUCAAUUUCUGCUCCUAAGCCCCGCCCCUGAUUCCAAAGUGGCAGGGAGUUGUGAGUACCACUUAACCAGCCCAGUCAUAACCAGAGGAGAGCACCUAUGUGUUUUGUUAUUGGCUGUGUACGAGUCGUCACCAACAGCAGGGGACCUCUUGGUCCUGAUCAAACCCCUCACCUCCAGUUCAUUCGCUGACGCCAUCGUCAUCCAUCCUGAGAGACAAAAAGACACCAGGACUGAGUGGGAAGCAGUUGAGAUUUUUAUAGGUCAAGUGGACCAGCCCUUCCAAGUGACCCUGAGCUACACUGGGUGUGUGGAGGACGGGGCCACUGUGGCUCUUGACUCUCUACAGUUCUUAGUUUGUGAGCCAGAUGACGAGGAUCAUGCGCUCAAACCAGACGUGGACUGUGGCGAUCAUUUCUACUGUAAAAAUCCUGAAUAUUGCAUCGACCAAAAGCAAGUGUGCGAUUUCCACACUGAUUGCCCCUUAGGAGAAGAUGAGGGUUUCAUCUGCGGUGCACUUCCAUUUGGCUCACACUGCUCAUUUGAGCAAGAUGCUUGUGGUUGGUCCGUGUCCAAGCUGCACUCAGCCUGGAGGAGGGUGGCCAGUGAUGAGCUUCUGCAGAAAGAAGACAUGCAGGGUCUCACCCUGAAAAGUACUCCAGGACACUUCUUGUUUCUGGAGAUAAGACCGAGACAUUCCCUGCAGGAGGCGUCUGUUCAGAGCCACUUUUUUCCUCCUCCUGUCUCCAAUAAGACUUGCCAGAUACGUUUUUCCUUUCACCUGUUUGGCCGCUUCAAUGGCUCCUUGUCUGUGGCUUUGGAGGAAAAUGGGACCGCCACUGCACCCCUGGUUUGGGAGAUAAAGAGCCCUUCAAAAGAUGACUGGGAGGAUGUUGUCCUGCCGCUGACUGGACUUCAUCAUGAGUUUAGUGUUAAAGUGACAGCUGUUUGGCUCCAAGGCUCCAAUGCUGAUGUUGCCCUGGAUGAUUUUGCAAUAGGUGCAACCUGCUUUGACACAGAUCUCAACGCUUUUCUGCUCAUGGCCGACCUGAGGGAUUUCUUAAGUCCGCUCGCAGAGCCUUCGUCAUCAGAUGUGUCUCUGAUGACCUGGUUUUUUAACUCCUGUGGCGCGAGUGGUCCCUACGGGCCCACACAGGCCCAGUGUGACAGUACCUACAGGAACAAAAAUGUCAGCGUGACUGUGGGGAAAGACGGGCCCUUAAAAGGAGUCCAAAUGUGGAAGGUCCCUGCCACCAAUCGGUACCUGAUCUCCGCCUACGGGGCUGCAGGAGGGAAAGGAGCCAAAACCCACAAUAAACGCAACCACGGCAUUUUCAUUUCGGCCGUGUUCCCUCUGGAAAAAGGGGAUUUACUCUACAUCCUAGUGGGUCAUCAAGGAGAGGAUGCAUGCCCUGGAAGAAACAACCAAACCCAGGAGAUUUGCCUGGGGGAGUCUUCUGUGAUCGAAGAAGGCCUGCAAGCAGAGGCUGGCGCAAAGUGGGCUGGCGGAGGAGGUGGAGGAGGAGGAGCGACCUACAUCUUUAAGGUGGAGGGUGACGAGCUGGUUCCCUUGAUGAUUGCGGCGGGAGGAGGAGGAAACGCUUACAUGGAAGACCCGGAGACCAGUCUGGAUCAGAUACCCCUGGAGCAGUUUGAAAACAGCACCACAGCCCCCAGUACCAACGGCCAAACCGGCAGGGCAGGUGGAGGUGGAGGCUGGAAGGACAGUCCCGUCGCUGACCCCGUGGCAGGCGGGUCCCUGGUGGAGGGCGCCAAGGGGGGUGCAGCAUGUGAUUUGGCCCAGUCGAAACUGGGCUGGUCCACCUACGGGGGUUUUGGAGGCGGAGGUGGUGCCUGCACUUCUGGAGGAGGCGGAGGCGGGUACAGAGGAGGUGACGCUGCACUAACAGACGACAUCACAGCUGAUGGCCGCGAUGGAAUCUCCUUCAUCAACCCGAUUGGCGAAAUUUACCUGCAGCCUCUGGCAGCAAUGGAGAGUCACGGCGAGUGUGAGAUCAAGGUGCAGCUCAACUGCAGCCUUUGCCAGUCACAAAGCUGCAAGCGUGAUGAAGUUACGCACCUCAUCCUCUGCCUGUGCCACGACGAUGAGUUCCUGGCCGGCGAUAACGUCACAUGCAUUGGUACAGCAGCAGCUCCUCAAGUCCCACCUCCGCAGGGCCACAUGUCGACCACGUUGAUCCUGGCUGUUCUCACCUCCACCGUCGUCAGCGGAGUCGCGUUGAUCUGCGCCGGCGUCCUCCUCAUGUGGCACCGUUGGAAAAACGAUCUGCAGGCAGUGAGGGGCCGCCUCCAGAGUCCCGAGUACAAACUGAGCAAGCUCCGCUCCUCCACCAUCAUGACGGACUAUAACCCCAACUACUGCUUCGCCGGGAAGGCCGCGGGGCUCAACGAGCUGAAGGAAGUGCCGCGCAAAAACAUCUCGCUGCUCAGAGCUCUCGGCCACGGCGCCUUUGGUGAAGUGUAUGAGGGUCAGGUCCUCGGCAUGAGCGCUGAUAACAGCCCCAUGCAGGUGGCCAUAAAGACCCUUCCAGAAAUCUGCUCGGAACAGGAUGAGAUGGACUUCCUCAUGGAGGCACUGAUCAUGAGCAAGUUCAACCACGAGAACAUUGUACGCUGUAUCGGCGUCAGUCUCAACAUCCUGCCUCGUUUCAUCCUCCUGGAACUCAUGACGGGAGGAGACAUGAAGACCUUCCUGAGGAAGAACAGACCUCAACGCGGCCAAGUUCCUCCCCUCAGCAUGCACGAGCUGCUGCAAAUGGCGAGAGACAUUGCACGUGGGUGCCGUUAUCUGGAGGAAAACCACUUUAUACACAGAGAUAUUGCUGCAAGGAAUUGCCUGCUCACCUGUCCCGGACCGGAAAGGGUGGCCAAGAUUGGAGACUUUGGCAUGGCCCGAGAUAUUUACAGAGCCAGCUACUACAGGAAAGGUGGUCGUGCCAUGCUGCCUGUCAAGUGGAUGCCACCUGAGGCCUUCAUGGAGGGAAUCUUCACCUGCAAGACCGAUACAUGGUCAUUUGGGGUACUGCUAUGGGAGAUCCUCUCUCUGGGUUACAUGCCGUACCCCUGUAAGACCAACCAGGAGGUGCUGGAGUUUGUCACCAGUGGAGGCAGGAUGAACCCUCCAGAGGGCUGCCCGGGCCCUGUCUAUCGGAUCAUGACCCAGUGUUGGCAACAUUGUCCGGAACACCGGCCCAACUUCUCCACUAUACUCGAGAGAAUCAACUAUUGCACUCAGGACCCAGAUGUGAUCAGUACACCCCUCCCAGUGGAAUAUCGGCCCACCGCAGACGACGAUGGCGGCGCAGCCAUCCUCCCCUCUAAUCACACGCCCGGCAACUUCACUCCCCUCCCCAUCUCCUUGGUCUCCUCCUCUUCCUCCCAGCUUGGCCAAAUGGCGCCCUCAACUCUUCUCUCGCAGCCCGCCAAGCCUUGCCUCUUCCUCCAGAGAAGCCAGCCCAUCCAGCAGGAGGCGACGUUGUGCCAGGACGUUCUCACAGAGAACGAGCCCAUCCCGCCGGCUCCUGGGGGCCACUGGCUCCACCCUGAGCCUCCCCUGCAGCUACCCAAAAACAGCCAAUCCUGGGGGAGCCAACGGCUGAAGAACAAAACUAAGAAUUUGUGGAACCCGACGUACGGCUCGUGGGUUUUGGAUAGCUUCAUGGUGAAGAAGACCCUGGCUCCCACUCAGUCCGUUCCCCUCCCAAGCCCCCCUUCUACUUCCUGCAGCGCACCAGCUGUUCAGUCCGGCAGUGCAGCCACAGAGUCCAACCAGGCAGGCGAUGAAAUCUCCAAACAUCCCAGCUUCUGCUCUUCUCCAUUGCCUCCCCGCCGGGGUCCGAUCGCACCCAAUGGGGACUCCAAUAAGAGCGAAAACAGCGGCGGGCAGUCAACGGGCGCCACGGACCUAGCGAAGCUCCACAGUUUCACCUGCGGUAACGUCAACUACGCCUACGACGAGCAAAGCUACGAGGCGGAGAGCUUGCCCUUGGUGGUCCAGACUAAAGCCCCGGACGUCCUCAAAAACACCAUCUCUGCCCCCAGCGUGUCCUCGGGCUUCGGGCUGUCCCUGGGCCUGAACGCGUCCUCCUCCUUCUGCAUGCCCAAGCUGCUGCUCAAGCGCCACGCCAGCUACGGACACGAGGACGUGAGACGACACGCAAAAGCCGAGAAGCCCACGCGAGACCGAGACUCUGGGUUCUCUCUGUCCGAAGACCUGAGCGUCACCCCGAUCUAGGACUGAACCUCUACUAGGUUUUGUGGGUAAACAUCAUUCAUUGACAAACACAGCCUUGUUAAAGUAGCAGCUUUUAACAGCAUGAUGGGCAUACUUGCCAACCCUCCCGAAUUUUCCGGGAGACUCCCGAAAUUCAGCACUUCUCCCGAAAACCUCCCGGGAUAAAUAUUCUCCCGAAAAUCUCUCGAUUUUCAGCCGGAGCUGGAAGCCACGCCCCCUCCAGCUCCUUGCGGACCUGAGUGAGGACAGCCUUUUUUCAGACAGGAGGACAACAGGGUGACAAGAACUAAAUCAUCCAGACUAGAGAUAAAUUGUAUUAUUAUGUUUAUCUUACCUCAAAAUAAAUAUAUUUAUUAAUUUUAAAAAAAGAAGAAAAAAAAAACAUUUUUACUUUAUUUUGCUAAAAACAUCAAAAUUAAUUGUAUUUUUGUUUGUAUUUUUUCCUGACUCCUUAUCACA
Molecule: messenger RNA, 5013 nt
Organism: Nerophis lumbriciformis (worm pipefish)
Lineage: Eukaryota; Metazoa; Chordata; Actinopteri; Syngnathiformes; Syngnathidae
Gene: ltk
Product: leukocyte receptor tyrosine kinase
Biological process (GO): positive regulation of kinase activity; regulation of neuron differentiation; cell surface receptor protein tyrosine kinase signaling pathway
Cellular component (GO): signaling receptor complex; plasma membrane
Molecular function (GO): transmembrane receptor protein tyrosine kinase activity; protein binding; ATP binding
Source: RefSeq, a predicted model, not a curated record